AUGGAGCACCUCUCAUUGAACGAACCUCCUGCACACCCUUCUUCGCCACGGAGACAGGGCCAGGUACAACAGCACCCACACCAGCAGCAGCAGCAGCAGCAGCAGCAAAAUGCAGUAUUUCCAGGCCCGUCGGCGCCUCAAGGCGCCCCUCAGCUGCCCCCGCAGAUGUUCACCACGGCGGCUCAAUUGCUCGAUCUAACAGAUAAGAAACUUCUCCUCGUCCUUCGUGACGGGCGUAAAAUCUUUGGCGUCCUCCGCAGCUGGGACCAGUUCGCCAACCUCGUCCUCACCGAGACCAGAGAGCGGUACUUUGUGACGGCGCCGCCCUCGGUCUCGACCUCGACGAAUCCGCACACCGACAGCACGAUCACGCCUUCCGAGUCGCAACAACACGCGCGAAAUCUAUACUGCGAUAUCCCGCGCGGGACGUUUUUGGUCAGAGGCGAGAACGUGCUCCUGCUGGGCGAGGUGGAUCUCGACAAGGAUGACGACCCGCCGCCAGGUUAUGAGGAGGGAGAUGUGGAGGAGGUGUUUCGCUUGCAGAAGGAGGCCGAACAGGAGAGGAAGCGGAGAGAUAAGGCGAGGGGAAAGAGAACCGCGUGGAGGGAUCCAGAGGGGAGUGGGGAGGUGCUUUUCUGA
Cladophialophora carrionii CBS 160.54 is the source of this 639-nucleotide messenger RNA. RefSeq lists its product as uncharacterized. The record is from RefSeq and is a predicted model, not a curated record. Gene Ontology annotation, molecular function: RNA cap binding. The transcript is spliced from 2 exons. Gene Ontology annotation, biological process: deadenylation-dependent decapping of nuclear-transcribed mRNA. The coding region runs from base 1 to 639 and encodes 212 amino acids. Gene Ontology annotation, cellular component: Lsm1-7-Pat1 complex; P-body. NCBI's taxonomy places the organism in Eukaryota, Fungi, Ascomycota, Eurotiomycetes, Chaetothyriales, Herpotrichiellaceae.